This is a messenger RNA of Haliotis rufescens (red abalone), 2038 nucleotides long. RefSeq lists its product as uncharacterized. Gene Ontology annotation, molecular function: tumor necrosis factor receptor binding. NCBI's taxonomy places the organism in Eukaryota, Metazoa, Mollusca, Gastropoda, Lepetellida, Haliotidae. Gene Ontology annotation, biological process: immune response. The record is from RefSeq and is a predicted model, not a curated record. Gene Ontology annotation, cellular component: membrane. The coding region runs from base 134 to 1006 and encodes 290 amino acids. The transcript has 3 exons.
ACGUUGAGCCUUCCAACCGUACACACAGGGCUGUCACACUAGGUUCCCUGGCGGGUAACUGCCGACUGACGUUGAGCCUUCCAACCGUAGACACAGGGCUGUAGCAGGGGUGUUCGUUAAACAGACCCACAACAUGGAAGUUGCUCCUCAAACGCAUUAUGAAGAAAUCCAUUUUAUUGACAAGAAAGGCCCACAGAAAUGCCGACCCUGGUGUUCAUCUUCCAUGUGUUUUGUUGUGCUUAUUUUAUCGAUGUUUUUAAAUGGAGGAUUGGGUGCAUUUAUUGUCUACAAGAUGACACACAAAGAGCAUGGUGCGCCGUUUGCUACAGGCGAGGUUAAGCGACCGGAUAUUGCUGAUUCUGUCUGUGUGUCAUGUGACUCUCUGAACGUCCCUGACCUUUCAAGAUCACCUUUGGAGAAUCAGGUCAAGGUCGUUAUGCUGGGUCAAGGUUCAUUUUGCUGUAUGGAGAAUACUGAGAGUCUCGGGAUGUAUAUGAAUAUUGUAGUCGGAGAAUAUUACCAUGACCUCAACGGUGACAACAGAGGUGGUGACCUUGACAUCAACCAUGACAGACCGGCGGCGCAUCUGUAUCUUGAUACAAACAGCGUCACAGAUCAACAUCUCCAGUGGGACUCCUCCCCUGGGUAUGGGACGGCACACGUGACUGGGAAUGUUACCUAUAGCAACGGACGUCUACAUGUGCCACGUGACGGCGUGUACUACAUCUACUCCUUCCUUACAAUACGUAGCGACGUCGUCACAAACGACGACCUGAACAUUGUCCACAGCGUCCAGAAGUACAACUCUGACCACAUAGACACAGACAGCCACCUUCUCCUCAUGGGCAAGACGACAUUGAAGGAAAGACAUGGGCAGUUCACCAACAGUUUCUUGGCGGCAAAUUUGAAAUUGAAAAAGAAUGAUGAACUAUUUGUCAGCUUGUCAAACACGUCCUUGAUAUACAAAUUUCCUCCUGCUAAUUAUUUUGGCGUCCACAUGUUGUAAUAUCAGUUUAGAAAUGUGUCCAAAAACAAGAUAUAACCGUCACAUCAAUAUGAAUAACUAUAAUUCAAGCUUCGUAUCAUUUUAACAGGGAUGGUCGGGUAGCCUUGUGGUUUAAGCGUUCGCUCGUCGCGCCGAGGACCCGGGUUCGAUUUCCGACAUGGGUACAAUGUGUGAAGCCCAUUCUGAUGUAACCCGCCGAUAUAUUGCUGGAAUAUUGCUAAAGGUGGCGUAAAACCAUACUCACUCACUCACUCAAUUUACCUCUAAAGGAAGUCAUCGAGAUCUACUCAACGGCUAGAAGAUGGUAAGACCAAAAUAUGAAGAUUGGAAUUCCCUGUCUGCACCAGCACCCGUAUCAUACUUCCGCUUAUGGUUUAUGUUAAGCUACUAAAGGCACGUUUAGAAAUUAAGCAGCACUUGGAAUGAGCUUCAGUUGCUACCUUUAAAGUCGCAGUAGUGGUUAAUGGUCUAAUUGCCUGCUACUCACUCUCUAGAUUUACCUCCCUUAGUUGCCUAGGGACCUGCUGAUCUCGAUUAUAAUCCUUGACAUGCCUGUGUCACUCGCUGGUAAUCCUGUCGAGUGAAGCUUUGCAGAAAUACUCUCGAAAGCGUCUCAAUCAUUCUGGUGAUUAUCUUCGAUUGGUGAAUGACGGACCAUAUCUACAUUCCACCAUAAUACACAAGUCAUACUUUGCUAUUUUAGUAUUGUAGUAUUUCAUCUGAUUGUAGAAAAAACAGGACCAUAUCUACAUUCCACCAUAAUACAAAAGUCCUACUUUGUUAGUUGAGUAUUGUAGUAUUUCAUCUGAUUGUAGAAACACAUAAUUAAGUCUCCAAUGCGACCUAUCAUUAUGGCGCACGUUUUGUUCACGGGGAUUAUAACUGCGACCGACUCUCUUGCUAAGACUAACAGCUGCAAUGCUUGCUAUAACCAUUUUUUAGUUACUCGCGUUGUACAGUCAGUUCAUUGUUAUUGGGAAUGUAUUGUUGUGAUGUGCAGUCCCACAUGGGAAUAAAGAGUAUAAAUUCCAA